GAAAUAGAUUUACCCAGCUGGAAUUAUGAUUUUUCUGUUGCCGAUGACAUGAAAGCUGAACUGGUUAAUUUCUUUUUAAACUUUUAUUCUUUUUUUCUGGUGCUCAACCGGGCAACCACCUCAGAAAAUGAAAGCAAUUCAUCUAAUUUCAAAUGGGAUCCUCGGGGCUACGUGUUUUACUGUCCUUGCAUGGGUAAGAAUUACAUUUUGAUAUUAAUAAUUAUUAAGCUUUUAAGAACUUAAGCUUAUAACAAAACUAAGUCAUUUUAAUGCGGUAUUCAACUCAUACUCGUAUCUCUCGUUUCCCAAUUGCCUUUUCGUUUUGCGUUGUUGCCCUCGUCUCGAAAGUUUACAAUUCGUCUGUAACUCUUAAAAAAAAAACUGGCUGGUAAGCUUACAUUUAUAAAGCCCAUAUAUAGGGACAAUACUUGCCCUUCGAGAAAUACUUUUUGCCGUUUGUCUCUGAUGACUCGUAGUUAUUAUUUGCGGAGGAGAGUUAAUUAAUCCAGUGAAACAUCACUUUUGGGGCGCCUCCCCUUUAAGCAACCCUAACUUUUCUUCCCCCCCCCCCCCUCCCCCAAAAGUUCUUUAUACAUUUAUCAGUUGCUUUUAUUCAGGGGACUCAGGUCACAAUAAGAUUGUCUCCUGAAUUAAGGCUCCACUUUAUAUAACAAGUCACAGAUUCAGACCUUGAGUUAAGGCGUGGGGAAUGCCCUUGAGAUGUAAACAAAGCAUCUGUAAGCUUUAGUUUUGGUUUAAAAGUAAAGGAGGGUCAAUGUCUCCCUCUGACUUCCCCUAAAUGUGCCACAGAUAUAAAUCAGCAUUGCUUAUAGUUUCAGUAUCUGUUGGGGCUCAGAGGAUAUGAGCUGAUCCAAUGGUAUGGUAUCAUAAUAUAAGAUAAUCAGUAUGUUGAAACAAAUGAAGGGAAAUAAAAUUUAACCCAAGGAUAAAUUGAACCACAUAAUUUUCAUCCUUUAAAGACUGAUCUCUUUUUGAUAAACAGGGAGGUUUGGAAAUCAAGCUGAGCACUUUCUGGGAGCAAUAGCAUUUGCUAAGGCCCUUGACAGAACAUUGAUUCUUCCACCCUGGAGAACAUAUGUAAGUGAUAUUUUUUCUGAACUGCACAUUAAAAUAACUUUUCUGAAGAGUAGUCAACUUUUCACAGGCAAUAAAUGAAAUGUUAGUAAAAUCCAACUAGUGGUUAUCAAUGCUGCGUUUUGAUUGGUUGAGCCACUAGUAGGCUAUGUAAUAGCCCACUAGUAGUGAAAAGCGCUGUCUGAAAACCAAAACAAUGCCUUCAGCCUCAUAUUCUAUUGACUCAGAGUCCAUUCGGGCUCAAGGAAAAAAAAUUAUUGUUAAUAAUAGAAAUGUAGUUCAGGGCUUCAAAGGCAUACCGAGUACUAUUAUAAUAUAUCUGUGUGUGUUAUUAUUAUUAUUAUGUGAUCCUCUCUAGUUCUUUUUCUGGGGACAGUCAUGCCUCAGCAACAAUCCCAAAGCUUAGAGACAUAACACUUUCUGCAAUGGGCAGUCCCAAGGAUGGCUGACAACUGUGCACUUCCAAAAAUAUCUGGUAGACUCAACCUCCCAUUCCAGGCCUUUGCAUUCCCCGAGAUAGUUCCAAGUGCACCAAUCAUGAUGGGUAUUAUUAUUAUUAUUAUCAUCAUUAUUAUUACUAUUAUUAUUAUUAUUAUUAUUAUUAUUAUUGUUAUAUGACUAUCUUCUUUAACUUUAUACAACCAUUAAUAAUACAACAUAAAUAGCCACGUCCAUUAUUUUAUAGGGCCAACCGAUUAGAAUGAAACACAAGUCUAUUUGAUAGAGAAGUGUCCUUCUUAGGAUGGGAGAUGUUGAUCCAAGGAGUGUGUUCUUCUGUAGCUGAUGCAUUUUGAGCUUACCCGGGAACAUGUUGGAUGUUUUUCUCCAAUCCUUUCUUAUUGUUCCAGGACUCCUAUCACCACCAAAAUUGUUGUGGCAUUUAUAUAUCUGCCGCAUUCAUUAUUGUUGUUGUUAUUAUUAUUAUCAUUAUUAUUGUUAUUAUUAUUAUUAUUAUUGCUAUUAUUAUUAUUAUUAUUAUUAUUAUGUAGAAAUAGAAAUUGGGAUAGCCCAGACUACAUGCAAUUUUGAUUUCUUUUCUUUUCUUUUCUUUUUUCUUUCCUUCUUUCUUUUGUUUUUUGAAUAAUCCAAUCUCAAGCAGCUUUUGUAAUUUGCCUAUACAUAGCGAGAUUUACAAUUGUACAUUCAAAAACACAAAUAAACUUUCCAUUAAUUGUUAUUGUUAUUAUUAUUAUUAUUAUUAUUAUUACAACCAACACAUGUCUGAAUUGUCCUCUCUUGUACAAGACUUGAUGAAUGACAUUGAUAUAAAGCCACUACAUCCUAGUGGUGGGAAUCGGUUGAGAUUUCACAAUCGAUCAUCGGAAAUAAUUGGAUUGCUCCAAUCGAUCGAUCGUCGAUCAUAAUCGGAAAAAUCUACCAGUAAGCAUUCCAAGAUUACAUUGCAGCAGUUCAAGUGAGACUGACAAGAAAUCAAAAAAACACACGUGCCACAAACCUUUGUUGGCGUAUUUCUUUCUGGAGAGCCUACAGAUUACCUUCGUCACAUCCAAGUUUUCUUUUGUUUUGGGCCCUUCCUUCAGUUGAUAAAAACCAAAAUAUUCCCGCACGUUUGACCUGGCGUUUCCAGGAUAACGACAGAUCUCCAACUCGGCCAUUUCAGCCGCCAUGUUAGACUCGUCAGCAACAUGUAAGGGAGGCAGGUCUGAGAGAGGACCCUGGAAAUCGCUGCGAUGUUGUUUCUUCAAUAAUACCUUUCAUUCGCUAGUGAUAGUAGUGAUACUACAAACGCGAAACAGUGAGCUUGUAAUUUAUGUUUUGGUUCAGUUGUUUACGAAAUACAAAGCAGCUUAGCAUGCCACAUCUUUCAAAUAAGCAUGGUGUAUUUGAAGUGACAACAACACAGUGCGCAGGGUACACAAAGGUAAACACCUUCAAUCUUAGAUUAUAUCAGCUGUUAUGACUUAGAAGUUAGAAGUCCACGAAAAAGACAACUUGCACCAAGAUAUUACACGUACAUUUUUAUUGAUUUUAAUACUUUUAUUUGUCACCAAUAAAUUUUUAAUUUUUUCGCGACAAUCGAUUAUGAAAAAAGCAUAAUCGAUUGUCGCGUCGCUUGAACUUUUCGAUCAACUUUCGAUUAUAAUCGAUCAUCGGCCCACCACUACUACAUCCUAAACACAAACUUCUUCACAAACUUCUAAAUUGUCCUGGCAUUUCACUAUAGCUAAUAUAUCCAAAACCUGGAUAACGGAACAUCUCGACUCUGUAGUGAAUGGCUAUAUUCGAAAAUGGCUUGAUAUUCUGAUAUCUGGAACACUGAGCAAUGUUUUCCCAGAACACAAUAAAUUUGGUCUUAAUAUUUGUCCUCCCUCUAUUAAAUUUACUCAGUGCCAAACAGUUCUCCUAAAUUCAUUAAAAGAGUCACCAAAUGAUUCCUUAAAAGAUCUCCGGAAAUCGUCAAGCUGUCACACUAAUAUUCAAUAUGAUGUGUACAAAUCCACUAAGGAAGGUCUUAAAGAUUUCCAUUCUAAUCAAGAGGAUAAACUGCAACACCACCUAACAUCUCAAGGUUUCUUCUUCUCAAAUGUUAUGAAGUAUUCAUUGUCAUCUGUAAAUUCUAUUUGGUCAGAGGCCCAGUCUCAUCUACAUCUAUUAUAAUUUAUUGUUAUAAUUAUUACAGAGCCAUCCAGGCACUCACAAAUCAAUAUAUGGCAGGUAGAGGGUGUGUAUAAAGUCAUGUAUUAUUAGUUUAUUAUUUUAUAACUUUAUUUACGACAAGAGUACUAGCCUUUGAUGAUUUUAACUUUGCAAAUAUGUAUUUCCUAUUUUGUAGUCUCCACUCCCUUUCUAGCCAAUUCCAAUGCUGAUUUGAAUCAGUGUUGAUAAAUUGUUUUCUGAAUUAUGAGCCAUUUUCUUGAGGCACACACUCUGGAUUGUGUGACACUAAGAGAAGGCUGAAAUUGACGUUAGAUUAGUCCACACUUAUUCCAAAACUCCAGUGAGAGUCUUGCAAAGAUUUGCAGUGAAACAUGUAUCUGGCAUGAAACUGUGAGUUUUAUAGUACUUCUUCAAUAAAAGGAAAUAAAAUUUUACUCAUAUCACUUGCAUUCAAUGAUAUACCGCAUAAGAAAAAAACCAUUUUAUAAUAUUUAUUUUAUUUAAAUUUUUGCCAACAAGCGAGUACUAUGAUCUCUUCUGUUUUUUUUUUCCACAGAAAAAUGUCCCUUUCUCAGAUUUUUUUCAAGUAGAGCCUCUCCAGUCAUAUCACAGAGUUAUCUUAGCAGAAGACUUUAUGAAGCACCUAGCACCUACUCACUGGCCAAAAGAAAAAAGGCGUGGCUACUGCUGGCUACCUCCUGGAUCUAAUGCCAAAUGUGUUCUAAAGGUAAAGGACUGUACCAUCCAACAGGGUCAGUUGUUAUACUUUAUUACCUUUUUAUGCAAGUCCCCACUCUAGGGCUCAAAAUAAUGACCGGUUACUGGACAAUGUCUGGCCAGGAUGACGAUUUGUCCAGACAAACUUUCAGUUGGUCGGUCAUUUUGACAGGUCAAGUGCAUGGCUUACAAAUAAAUAACUGGAAACAUUAAUCUUUUCUGGAAUUAUAAUUCUGAAAAUUACAAAAGAAGUUAAAUGAAAUAAAAUAUAGCUGCUUGCAGUCACAAAUUCAGGAGAUAUGGCCAAGUUUGCACGCAGUUUUGUUAAAAUCCUGGAUCCGCCCCUGGUAGGAAUAUCUUAAGUGCAAUUAUAUGAAAGGGUGAAAGGGUAGGAAAGUAUGUCAUUUAGUUAUUUUAGGGGCCUUAUUAAAAUAUGUCGAACAGACGAACCUUAUGGCUAGUAUCAUUAUUAUCUGUUAAACGCUUGAAAUAACGAAAAGAAUACUUUACUGUUAGUAGUUUUAUAAAAGGGGCACAAUGUUGCAAUGGAAGUUAUACGAGAGAGAUAAAUUUUUUUGGCCAAAAGUGGUAUACAACAAGUUUAAGGGUUUGGGCCUUGGGACGGAGCCUUCCUAUAUAAAGCCUUGUUGAGUACUAAGCCACCCCCCCCCCCCCGUUUGUUUGUUUGUUUGUUUGUGUUACAACAGACAACAGUGUUAAACAGAAAUUUAAAUGACACAUUCAUAGAAAAGACAUUAAUAGGUGACUUCAGGCUUAAACUUUCACAACCGCAGGAAGGAAAUCCUUUCAAACCAUUUUGGGAUGAACUCGGAGUUGAUUUUGAAGAAAAGAUUGUCUAUCAUCUUGGUAUUCGGGUACACGACCCUUAUGAGAGAGACCAGUGGAAGAAGGAGUAAGUAUUUUUUUAAAUUCUUGAAUUCAAUUUCUUUUCCUUCAACAUGCAUUUUCUCCAUACAUUUCUUUUUGGUAGUAAUAAGGAGAAUUUGCCGACGCAUGAAAAAUUCAGUCAUUAUUUAAACAGCUCAUACGUAUGAAAGGAAUAGCUCAUUAUACAGCAGGGGUAAUGUUAAGCCCCGUGUAAACGGACGCAACAUUGUUGGCCAAUAACAGUGACUCUCAACAAUUGCGUCCGUUUGCUCGUAGCUUUACUCGAGACGGUUUGCCACGACGUUUUCUAUGCCGAACAAUUCGAAACAAUGUAUCAAAAAUGUUUCAACGUUGUAAUGCGCUGAAAAUCCGGCUUAGUUGCGAAUCGACCCGUGUUACAUUGCCGUAAUUUCCAGUUUUCAGUCUUGGUCCAUAAGAACGCAAUGAAAAAUACCCGGCCUAUAUCCGACUUUUUGACGUCCGGAUGACCUCACCUUCGGUCAAUAAGGCAUUUAUAUUUUAAAAGAAUGGUGCUGAAAAGUUCAUCUUCUCUUCUGUGCCAGAUUUCCACCCUCAAAGCAUCCUGUUCUUGCCUUCAGAGGCGCACCAGCAAGUUUUCCAGUAGAGGAGCAGAAUCGCCAGCCACAUGCUUUUCUAAAGUGGUCGGACAAGAUUAGCAAGGAGGUAGACGAUUAUAUUCACAACACCUUGCCGAGAGGACCAUUUAUUGGAAUUCAUCUGCGCAAUGGAAUUGACUGGGUAUGACAACCAUUUUUGAAUCAUAUUUUUUCCCUUUCGCUAGUAAAAAUCAGUAUUUGAAAGCUAAAGGAGAAAACGAAUUUUUAAAAAGCACUUCAACUCAAAUUCUUUAAUGUUUGAUGUAGCUGACUGAAAGAGUGUAACAGUCAACUGUAUCUAACUAGUAAGGAGUAAAACGUAGAAACUGUAAGCAAAAUGUUUCCUGUUUCAUUCUUUUUUUGUCAGAAAAAUGCUUGUGACCACGCAGAGGGUAUACCCCAUUACAUGGCGUCGCCUCAGUGUCUGGGAUACUCACGUUACAGAACAGUCACAAGGAAUCUUUGUUUCCCACCAAAGGAAGACAUUCUUAAUCGCACAGAGGAAGCUGUCAAAAACCUGGGCGCAAAAGCUGUGUUUGUUGCUACCGAUUAUGACCCAAUGUUGACAGAACUGAAUUCCAGACUUAAAGGACUCAACGUAAGUUGAUGUUGAGUUUACGUGGAAAGAAGCGUGUUUCCCAGAGAGGUGGCAGGGGGGGGGGGGGGGGUCAAUUAUUGGAACUUUGGGUAGGGGUCAAGGGUGUACCGCUGAGGCCUUCAAAAGCCUGUCCCUGUUUAAGACAAGAAAGUCAUUUUGCUACCCUCUUUAAGAAAAAAGACCAUGCACACAGAAUUUGAAAGUGUUUUGUAUUGGGACCAACAUAAUAAAAUUGGAUUUUUUCAAAACAUAUGUUGGUCCCGCAAAUCAACACAUCUUGACUGCGCACCGCCAACGUUUUCACCCGAAAAGUUACUUUUCUGUUGGGAGAAGCGAAUACCGGAAAUACGUCUGCAUUUGCUUGUGACUAGCUACGUGUAUAGAGAGAAGAAGUCGUUACGUCACGUGGCCAUGGUAGCAAAAUUUCUGGAUGACAACAAACCGAAAACGUAAAAGGUGAAUUCGCACUAUUUCAAUCUUUACCCAUCUUAUUCAAUUUCAUUUAAUUUGUCAAAUGUUGUCGAAAUUUUCUGGGGUUGAAUCCGAAAGGACCGUGUCUUAAGUAAAGAAAAAACUCAGUUUUUGUGUCAUGUUCACCUACGCCAUAAAGCGGGCGCGUGAAAUUGGGAAAUUUAAUGUCGCAGUUGUGCAACGAAUGCUAAGAAAAAAGCGUUAUGCACGUGCAAAGUUGUUGUUUUGCUGCUACAAAAAACCUCUUGCUUUUUUGCCGUUUUCGUUGCCGUCGCCGUCGUUGUUAAGCUCCGUCUUGUUGUGAUCCUGGGCUGGGUUGUUCAAAGCUGGGUUAAGAUAACCCAGCGUUAGUGCAAAUUUUGAACUCAGAUAUGAGAGCUUGAAAAGCCAAUUCAGUUGAAUUCUCUUUGUCUACAAUUUGAUGAUUGAAUACGCUAAAAAAAAAUAGAGAAAAUUAUCCGAGGGAGUGCUUUUGAUAAAAGAAAAAGAAACCCGGGUUAAAAUUUAACCCCGGUUUAGCGCUAACCCGCGUUCAAAAAACUGAGCCCUGAAGUUUUGCUACCAUGGCAACGUGACGUCACACUUCUCCUUUCUAUUGAAAACUGUUUCAAACGAUAUUUCGGCUGGCCAGACCAGCCUUCUUCAAGUCAACAGAUGUUACUAAAUUUUUAAAGAGGAUCAAAAAGAAAGAUUCACUACUUUUUCUACUGCCCAGGCUAGUUAUUCAAUGCUCUUAAUAUGUCUGGUUGUUUUUCAGGUGCAAGUUUUCCAUUUAAACCCAUGGCUUCCUCAGCUGGAUCUUGCCAUUCUUGGCAGAGCGGAUCAUUUUAUCGGUAAUUGUGUGUCUUCAUUCUCGUCAUUCGUGAAACGCGAAAGAGACUUCAGUGGCAAACCUUCCUCUUUCUGGGCAUUUGAUGGUUAACACAUGACUUUUAAAAGUUACGCCUGAUGAGUUGGAAAAACUCAAGUAGAGAAACUUUUAUGGAAUUUUAUAAAACAUUGCAUUGUUGUAAACUCAGAUGUACCCUAAGAAAAUAUGUAAUUGAACAGCAGCGAACGGCAACAACUAGUAUUUAAUAGACAAAUCCAACAAACUGGGCUGUGCUGGGCUUCCUGUGUCUAAAUAAGGUCGUGUUCGACAGGGCCAGGAAAACGCCCUUCCUUGUCGACUUAGCGCAUGCGGAAAUCAGGUCGUGGAAAGUUACACGGUCCACAGACUCUUACGUAAGAUAGCCAUUACUUGGAAUUGCAUCACAGUUCUUCGCAGGAAUGAACAGAACUAGAGCAGUUGGGAAAAGAAAUUAUACAGGCUGAAAACUUGUAGUCUCACACGCGCCCCUUCUUUUGUUUCGUCACGCGACGUACCUCCUCUUACAACUAAGGCCCGGUUCGGACGCCAUAGCCAGUUCGAAUUCGAAUUUAGGCAGACUCAAAAGGCCGGCUGAAUUGACUCAGACGCCGAUCUUCUUUGCAGCCGAGCUAAAUUGGAAAAGAAAGAACGCCCAAUUCGGUAAACCUCGUUACUUGAAUUUAUUCAUUUGUUUCGGCUCAUUUGAAGUUCGGCGUCGUAACAAAACCGGCUGAGCCAGGCAUGAAGAAUGGCUAAGCCGAUCCAAAUUCAUUUAGACAUUGCGAAUUGAUUCAGGCAACGCAUAGAUUUCACAAUAACUUAUUUCCUUGAAUUCGAUUGGGCUCAUGUGAAAUACGGUGUAUGAACCGUUAUAAGCAAUCAAGCCGACUGGAAAACCUAUCACUUUCACUUGUUGAGCAGCCACUGUCACGUGUUCAUACUCUUCGUGACUGUGUUAAAUAAUCAUGAAUAAUAGUUUCCGUGAUUACAAUGCUCUAUAAUACAGCCUGACUCAAAACAUUGCAACUGCAGAACGCGCUUGGGGCCACUUUAUCUGUCAGUCUGUCGAUCACCGCAGCUACAAGACCGGUUUUAGAGUAGUC
This is a messenger RNA of Porites lobata, 8958 nucleotides long. The record is from the annotation of a GenBank genome assembly. NCBI's taxonomy places the organism in Eukaryota, Metazoa, Cnidaria, Anthozoa, Scleractinia, Poritidae.